Messenger RNA from Salarias fasciatus (jewelled blenny), 2291 nucleotides. It is a transcript of the gene get4, whose product is annotated as guided entry of tail-anchored proteins factor 4. The coding region runs from base 273 to 1244 and encodes 323 amino acids. The record is from RefSeq and is a predicted model, not a curated record. Gene Ontology annotation, cellular component: cytosol; BAT3 complex. Gene Ontology annotation, biological process: protein insertion into ER membrane. The transcript has 10 exons. Gene Ontology annotation, molecular function: protein binding. NCBI's taxonomy places the organism in Eukaryota, Metazoa, Chordata, Actinopteri, Blenniiformes, Blenniidae.
CUGCAGCUGCACCCGGCGCCUCUCGCACUGGUUCCUCCACCUCGAACUUUCUCAAUGAUCUCAAUCACAUAAUCCCGGUGUGUCGCGGCUUUUGUCUGCAGGAGAGCGAGCUGGGGACCGGCAGGACGGGAAAUUUCAACUGCUUUCACGUCUCUGUCCGCUCGGCCUUGGAUCAAGCCGGCUACGGCAAGCGAGGAGGGUCUCAACGUGUUAAAGCGCUUCGGGCUCGCGCUGUGUCAACACUCCCACCGAGCCUUUGCGGAGGAACCACAAUGUCGGAGCAGGAGACUCUGAGGUGCUCCAGUGCCAGGAACCGUGGAGGAGUGCAGCGGGUCGAAGGAAAACUGCGAGCCAGUGUAGAAAAAGGGGAUUACUACGAAGCACACCAGAUGUACAGGACUUUAUUUUUUAGGUACAUGUCACAAGCAAAACAUGCUGAGGCCAGGGAGCUGAUGUACAACGGCGCCCUGCUCUUCUUCAGCUACAACCAGCAAAACAGUGCGGCAGAUCUGUCCAUGCUGGUGCUGGAGGUUUUGGAGAAAUCUGAUACAAAGGUUGAAGAAGAAAUAUUAGGAAACCUGGCUAAGCUGUUCAGCCUGAUGGACCAGAAUUCUCCAGAGAGAGUAGCAUUUGUGUCAAGAGCCCUGAAGUGGUCCACAGGAGGAUCUGGAAAGUUGGGUCACCCAAAAUUACACCAGCUGCUGGCUGUCACCCUGUGGAAAGAGCAAAACUACAGCGAGUCUCGUUAUCACUUCCUGCACUCGUCUGACGGAGAGGGCUGCGCUCAGAUGCUGGUGGAGUAUUCGGCGUCUCGAGGAUUCCGCAGCGAAGUCGACAUGUUUGUGGCGCAGGCCGUCCUACAGUUCCUCUGCUUAAAGAACAAAAACAGUGCUUCCGUGGUGUUCAGCACAUACACAGAGAAACACCCGUCCAUAGAGAAAGGCCCUCCCUUCGUCCAGCCUCUACUAAACUUUAUCUGGUUUCUGCUGCUGGCAGUUGAUGGGGGUAAAUUAACAGUUUUCACGGUGUUAUGUGAACAAUAUCAGCCCUCCUUGAAGAGGGACCCCAUGUAUAAUGAGUAUCUCGACAGAAUAGGACAGCUUUUCUUCGGCGUCCCGCCCAAACAGUCCCCGUCAUAUGGGGGUCUCCUAGGAAACCUGCUGAACAGCCUGAUGGGUUCAGGCGAGGAUGACGACGGGGCCGAGGAGGCCCAGGAGGACAGCAGCCCCAUCGAACUGGACUGAGGCCGCCGGCGCCCGGCGGGACGAGGACGACGAGCAAAUGAACACACGUACGGAGAAAAGGAAAAAAAAAAAAUAAAAGAGAGAAAGAGGAAGACGUUCCCGCCCCCACCCCCCACUUUCACCUCUUGAGGGGGGUCAGUGCGAGGCGCCGGUCCGUGUUUUCAGAGGCGUGCUUGUUCCACUUAAUAAAAACAACUCCCUCCUGCUUUCCUAAGUCCGACAAAUCCCAACAAGUACGACUCUGCCAAAACAGCCCCGUCAGCACUGCCUGGACUGACAAACAGCGCCAAACAGCAAACUCUUCCCGUGUUGAAUCUUUGUCAGAGUCCGUCAUCUUAUUCCAUUCAUCACAUAGGUUGAGACUCUCGCUCUCAUUCUUCUUAAGGCAAGAGGUGAGAAACAGUCCCGUGGAAGUGGCUGGUGUCUCCCCGUGUGGAGGACUGGCGGGGCUCCACUGAGCCGCUCUUCAUGUUGCCGUUCAGAGCCUCUUCAGUCAGCGCUUAAUUAAAAUAUGAAACGGGCCGCGUCACAGCUUCUCGUCUUCAGUUCGGUGGACAGAAAAAGGCAUCAGAGCUCUGUCGAGUUCUCCGAGGUCAUCCUGCACCUUAGACAUGAACAAAGUCAAGCUCUGGCAAUAUUAGAAGCACUGCAGACAGAGAAGUGACACUGGAGAUGAGUGGCAGUUAUGUUUUUGUUUUGUUUUUUUCCGUUUUUCUUUGUGGUUUGUUCCUCCUGGAGGGAGAUGGAGUCAAACAGCUCAGCCUGUGCACUUUCAAAACAAAAGUGUCCUGAAAAAGCUGCUGUUCAUCAGUGUGGAAUUGAUCUCUGCAUGGCUGGGUUCCUUGGUGUCCCAGCAGAGACCACCAGUCAGUGUCUCCUCAGGCUGCAGUCUGUCAGCUCUUUCUCUAUUUGAACAAAUUGUGCUUCUUUGUGUCUUUUUAAAGGAUUUCAGUCCAAGUUUGAAGUUCCAUCUUUCACGAAAAAAAAAAAAGUCAAAAAGUUCAGAGGUCUUCCGGUGUAAAGUAACGACCCGAUUGUGCUGAAUUU